Molecule: messenger RNA, 3752 nt
Organism: Gasterosteus aculeatus aculeatus (three-spined stickleback)
Lineage: Eukaryota; Metazoa; Chordata; Actinopteri; Perciformes; Gasterosteidae
Gene: gdnfa
Product: glial cell derived neurotrophic factor a
Biological process (GO): positive regulation of branching involved in ureteric bud morphogenesis; peripheral nervous system development; negative regulation of neuron apoptotic process
Molecular function (GO): receptor tyrosine kinase binding; glial cell-derived neurotrophic factor receptor binding; growth factor activity
Source: RefSeq, a predicted model, not a curated record
CCUCUGUUUGCUCUUGCGGGGACAUAUAAAAGAGGGGCGGACUCCAACCAGCCGAAACGUCAGAGCGCACUGAACUAUAAAUCUCUCCAAACUGCCCUCUGCGCGCGGUGCGGUGUUAUGCACAGACAUCUGUCCCUGCAGCACAGUAUGAGGACAGCGCGCGUGGAAACUCUUCGAGCCGCAUGGACAAUUGUCUGACCCGGAGAAAUGGAGAACAAAUACCCAAAUGUGUGUUUAUCAUGUCAAGAUAUCGUCACAUGUCGGCGACUAUGAACGAUUAACGCAGUUGUGGAUAUAACGGCGCGUUGACAAGAGCUUCUUUAAUCCUGGGGAACAGCUUCUUCUUUUUUUGGAACCAUUUGGUGCCUUGCGUAUGGGCUGGAGACGCUGAUGUCUUCAUUGAACUCCUCUCGGUCGGAGAUGGUGGAACUCGCUCGGAUUUCCAACGUGGAAACGUAGCAUUCAAUUAAUCAGCGACUGCAACUGUACCCCGCGAGGCGCAGUGGCACUUGGUUCGCUCUCUUCAACACCCACCUUUGGACUCCAAAGUGUGGGAAGACGCGUUGUUUCGCCUGAUCGGAGAAUGAAAAAAAACUACUAGUGGUAUUUCAGCUUUUAUUUUUUUUAUCGUUUUAAGGACGUUUUCGGAUUGUGGUUGUUGAACGAUCCAUGCGGCUGAUUCACCUUUGGACACUAACAGAGACGGGAUUUCUGUUUUGGAUUUUAACACCAACAGUCAAGCGAGUUUCAGGUCUGCAUGGGCCAUAUUUAAGCUUUCUUCAUAGGAACUGAGUCUAAGAUGAAGUUAUGGGAUGUUUUGGCCACGUGUUUGUUGCUCCUGAGCUCUGUUGCUUCACGGCCUCUCUACCAAAACACUCAGCCAGCCAAGAGGACUUAUUUCCGCACCAGCUACAGUGAUUCUGCGUCCCUGUCUGUGGAGGACGAAGAGCCAAAGUUCCAGCGUAAAGAUCACAACCUGAAGGAGAUCUCCAUGGAGGAUCAAUAUGACAUGGCGGGUCCUUUUCCAGAGCAGUUUGAUGAUGUGAUGGAUUUUAUUGAGGCAACCAUUGGCAGACUGCGGAGAUCGUCGGAGCCCAGUGGCGCCUCCAAAGGCCGCAGGGAGCAGAGACAGAGGGCAGCAGCAGCAGCAGACGCAGCAGACGCCAGAGGAGAGAGGAGAGGACACGGCGACAGGAAGCGCGGCCGAGGACGAGGCGGAAGCCGAGGCGGGAAAGGAGGGCGCGGCGACAAGGGGAGGGAGACCAUAUGGGUGCAGACCCGAGGCUGCCUGCUGAAGGAGGUCCACCUCAACGUGACGGACUUAGGGCUGGGCUACCAGACCAAAGAGGAGCUGAUCUUUCGGUACUGCAGCGGCUCCUGCGCGGAGGCCGAGACCAACUACGACAAGAUCCUCAACAACCUCACGCACAACAAGAAGCUGGACAAGGACACGCCGUCCCGCACCUGCUGUCGGCCAAUCGCUUUCGACGACGACUUGUCCUUCUUGGACGACAAUGUAGUGUAUCACACGCUGAAGAAGCAUUCUGCCAGGAAGUGUGCCUGCGUGUGAUGUGAAGCGUCAGGCGAGAGCUGGGCGGGUGACCUUCUAGCAGCUGGUGGGAUCUCCGUUGGACUGUGGAUGUUCUCUUUGUUUUUGAUGGCGGUCAUCAAAAACGAUGCGACGGGUAUUUAACUGUACGUUUGACUUUGACACUCAGUCCUGCAGAAUCCCUGACCAGUAUUUGCAGAAGAAACAAGACUGUUACACUUUUUUUUUUAAACUGUGCCGUCUCAAAAGGUGAGAGUCAAGAAAACAUUCAAUUGGUUUCUUUUCUUUUCUGGCGGAAUUCAUUUCCCCAGGAAUUGGAUCCGUUUUUCCAGAGCUGCUCCUAAGCCUCCAGAUGAACACAGAUAUAUUUGAGAAGUAUGUUCAGCUGCAAUCUGAAUUACUUUCAAUGCAUAGUGGAUUGUGACAUUUACACUGGGAGCAAAGGGAUGACACGCACCACAGCAGAGUUAAACAAAGACUUUUUGUUGCAACGCAUCUACAUAAAAUCCAAUCUUAUCUAUAUAUAUAUUUGUAUAUAUGUAUGUAUAUGUAUUUACACACAAAUGUGUAUAUAUACAUGUAUAUAUUUAUAUACAUUUGUAUGUAAAGUCAUAUAUAUAUAUGUGUAUAUAUAUAAUACAUACACGUGUGUGUAAGAGGUAUAUUUAUUGAGAUGGGAAUUAACUUAUUGUUAUUUAUUUCAAUUCAUUUUAUGAAAGAAAUUGUAAUUUUUCUUAUUUAUUUAAACGUUUUGUUCGUCCUUGAUGGUGCCAUUGUGGAGCAUUUUCUCAUGCAAAAUUUCAAAAGGUGAUCCAGAACUGCACAACAUUCACCCACAAAUCCUGAUUCACUUCACUUAGAUUCCAGUUUCUCUAUUCAUGACACCAAAGCAUCAUCGUCAGCGAUCCAGUUAAGAAAGGGUAGUGAGAAACACAGAGGAGGGGACCAGUAGAUUUGAUUGAAUUGACAGUUGUCCUUACCUUAUUUUACACGUUUAUUUUACCACGCUUACACACAGAGGGGGGGGGGGGGGUGGAGGGGGGGCAAAUUAUUCUCCCUUGCUCUUCAUUUCCAAAUGAGUAAUCCAUAACAUGCCACCAAACAGCAGCCGUGGCAAAACAGCCCCGUUACUCCAAAGCUCACUCAGCACUCGCACCAAGUCUGUUAGAGAUCUGCAGCGGGUUCUGUCCCAAUGCGCUUUAAAGUUCACAAGACCGCUCGCGGUUUUGUCUCGACUCUGACAGACAGGUCUUACUCCCUGGAAAGGGAUUUGAAAGUGAUCCUCUAACACGAGUCUUAACCAAACAUCUCUGUUGGGCAAAGCCAUAUUGAUGGAGGCAGUUCAGGGGAGAUCCAGCAACUGUAGCGGCUGUCAUCGCGCAACUGCUGCAAAUAUCUCGUGUGUAGAGGCAUGGACAAAAAGAAUAUGUUUUGGAAUUCGAAAGGAGACAACGGGUAGGCUCACCACGCUUUCUACGUGUAAUAACUAGUUUCGGCCGAGUUUCCUUCCCAAACUACACACAAAAAAGCCAUCCGGGAAAAAAGACAGGAGGCCUUUUGAAAGCACGUUGCGGUGCCCAUGGAGGGGAUGGUUUUAAGUGGAACAAAGAGAGCCCCCGGGUAGGUCUCCAUGUACGGAUUAGGGACCAAGGUAUCUGUGCCCACCCAGCAGCAAGCAAGCCAGCUUUACUGUGUAAUCCCCCCCCCCCCCCAUACACACACACACACAGAACAAAUCCACUGCAUCAAGCUGAAUUAAGGCCAAACACUGAGGAGAAAAAGAAGAAAGAAAAAAAAAUCAAGCUUUUAUCACAGCAUACCUCAUCAAUUGGAUCAUCUUCCCGUUUAACUGAUUCGUGCAUAAGCCUUUCCAGAUGAGAAUGUGCAGCUAGGAGCCUUCCCAGAAGCCUCGGAGCGCCCGGCUCCCCUCCGAUACCGUACAUUAGCGCGUGUAAACUGUGACCACUCGCCCCAACCAGCCCCCCCCCUGCCGUGGAGGCAAACAGGUAGAAAGGUAAAAGGUGCAAAGGAAUCUUCUGUGUCGACAUUAGAGGGAUUGGAUUUCUUUUUCAACUCGUGUUGACACCUGUGUCAUGUCGUCUCACUUGUUUUGUGUUACAGAACCAAAGCUUUCUGCAAACUUUAUUUUUGUACAAUAUUCAUUUUAUAACUUUUUACAGAAUUAAACCUGUUUCUAUUAAAA